AUGCGAGAAGCCUCCCCGCAUCACUCACAGGAGUCGUCCAAGAAACACCCCGGGUGCGCGAAGUGCGCCGAGAAAGAGAAGCUUAUCAACCAGGACACCCGCAGACAAAUCGACAAGUUGAAAGCAAAGACGAAUACUGACAAAUUCGCCGAGGAUUCCGAGGGUGGCGACAAUGGAAAGGACUUGAAAGUCUGCGAGACCAUCUCGAGUGAUAUCUUGAUCCAUACCAUCGUGCUGGCCAGGAAGUAUUUCUCGGACGAUGUGAAAGUCAAUGGAGCUACCUAUAUGCGUCAACUGAUGGCCAACGCUGAACCCGAGCUGAUCAGGUAUGUGGGUUGUCUAGCCAUGGGUGAGUUCUGAGAACUGCUCUUCAGCUAGUCAUCGUAGACUGACGAUUCGAUCUUUGCGCUAGGUGGACCGAAUGGGAACAAAGACUGGGAAGAGCUGCUCACCCAUGGAGACACUCGUCAAGCGCUGGUGGUUGGCAUCAUCGGGCGCGCACUGAAAGAGCAUGUCUUUGGCGACCUUUGGUUCGGAGGCAGUCCUGAACAGAAGGAAGAGAUUGCCGCUCGCGAGGAGAGCGAGCGCUUCAGAGAUCAGCUAGAUGGUGAGUACCCUCUGCCCGGCUUAUAAGAAUGAGACGCUGAACAACACCAUAGGCUUUGCGCGGACCAGAGAGAGGGCGAACUUGGCACAGAAGUUUGCCAAGGCCGAUAAGUACGAGAACGUAAUUCCUGGCGCCGAGAUCAUGGCCGAGAAGUUCGAUGUGUUGCUGCGUCCGUUCGUCCACUCCAAGGACGCGAGCGAUCUGUACGAUGAUCUAUGCGCCGUAAUCAUCCAGGCCGGAUUCCUCAGCCGCUUGAUGCGUCAAGCGCCAGACGUGGUGUUCUACUGGCCUCCCACGUUCAAAGACGAAGAAUUCGAGCCAAGCCGGAUGGAGUGUCUGAACCUCAACGAUAUGAUCACCAACAGUCCGUACAAGAAGAAGACGGUCGGCGGCAUCGAGCGGGCCGCUUUGAUCGAUGACGACCCGGAGACCGUGGCCAAGAGCGAAGCGAUUGUCCGCAUCGUGUGCUUCCCAGGUCUCGUAGCUUACCGUCGGGAGGGAGGCAAGCUCGCGGAGGAGGAAAUCGCCAGAGAGAAGAAUCGUCCCGAUUAUGCGCCAGCAGACGUGAUGGCAGUGCGGAGGGCAGGCACCGAUGCCUUGACGAGCGAGACCGGCUUCCGGUCCAAGGUCAUCUGCAAGAGUGUUGUCUUCCUCCAGUGGGGCCGGCAGAGGCUCCUGACCAAGGAAGCCGGCACGUCUGCACACAUCGAUGCCAUGAAGAACGCGCAGAUGGACAAGUACACUCAGGACUCCCAGGGAUUCAAGGAGCUGUGGGACAUCUAUUGCACGGAAACGAACCGCGUAGUACGACAGUAA
Molecule: messenger RNA, 1423 nt
Organism: Lecanosticta acicola
Lineage: Eukaryota; Fungi; Ascomycota; Dothideomycetes; Mycosphaerellales; Mycosphaerellaceae
Source: the annotation of a GenBank genome assembly